Molecule: messenger RNA, 930 nt
Organism: Aspergillus ibericus CBS 121593
Lineage: Eukaryota; Fungi; Ascomycota; Eurotiomycetes; Eurotiales; Aspergillaceae
Exons: 1
Coding region: 87-638 (183 amino acids)
Source: RefSeq, a predicted model, not a curated record
UCACUUUCCACAAACAGAACUACAAGACACCAAGGCAUCUAUUCUUCCUUCCUCGGCAUUCUAGAUUCGAAUUGCAUACCUCCAACAUGUCAACCCCUGCCUCUCGAGUUAAUGCCGCAAAGGAGAGAGCUCUUGCAAUCAAACAGCUCCAGGAGGAAGCCCUGAAACGUCUCCCCCUCAACACCCUCUACAUCGUUCUCUGGAUCCGGUCGGAUCCCCCACGACUCAAUGACUUCCACUGGGGUUACUACUUCCACAAGCUUUCCUCCGGAGGCACCAAAUACCACAUGACGAAUUUGGGUGGUGGAUGGAUCCCCGACCAUGGUUUGACCGGAGGAGUGUUCAAAUCCAACUUCCUGUGCGUUCUCGUCGAGAUUGCGACUAUUCCACCGGCACAGCACGACCAGGUCGACCAGAUCAUGAGGUUCCACGAUGGUGAUAUCAACUCAAUCCCCGGAGUGACUUGCCGGGUCUGGGUUUUGACGAUCCUGCAGAAGUUGAUCCAGAAUGGAUUGGUCCUGUGCAAUGACAUCAAGGCCUUGGAGCAGGAAUGCAUGGGGUUUGGGAAUCAGUAUCAAGGGGCAGCUGCGCAGAAUGACCAGCCGCGGCCGGUGGUCAAGUCCAGGCUGUGUCAGUAAAGAUGAGGAGGCUCACAGAGAGACGAAGAGGGGGAGGGGCGAAGGUUGUUGCUUGUGAAUUUUGUUUUCAUGUCCACGAGGAUGCCGUGUUUUGUCACUUUUGUAUGCAACGGCCGCUUUGAUACUGUUUGUUUUAGUGUUGUGAAUGUCUUUGAUUCUCGUAUGACUGCAACUCAAAGAUCGGUUGAGUCCUUGGAAGCAAGGUGUAUUCGAGAUGUACACUGUUUCAUUAGGUAAUCUUGUACCUUAGUCAAUCUAGCUAGAAGGCUAUAUAGGAAUCAACGGUCAACAG